AUGUCAUCCACGACUAUUACUGUGAUUCUUGCAGUGAUCACUGCACUUUUCGCAUAUUACUACAAUGAUAUAAAAUAUUAUCUCGAAUUAAUAGGAUAUUUUCGUGAUGAUGCAGCUCCGUACGAUGGAAGUGGAAACUGUCGUAUUAUUUUAGGUCCAGAGGCGUGCGAAGAUAUUGUUAUUCAUCACCCGAGUGGAUACGCUUUUAUGGCGUGUGGUUUCGCAACCGCUAGAUCAACGCAAUAUUGGCCUCCACUUGCCGUUUAUACUAAUAUGAGUUUUGAGCCACGUGAUGUAGCCUGGGCUUACAAUAUUAAUACGAACAAAGCUUCAGUUUUGAAAAUUAAAAACCUUCCUGAAAAUACGGAUUUAAGCUUUCAUGGAUUAGGCAUUUACGGUGACUCAACGAAUCAUACGAAAGUAUCGCUUUUUUUUGUGAAUCAUCGCCGGACCGGAAGUGUGAUUGAAAUAUUCGAACAUACAAUAGGCACUGAAGAGCUCCUACACUUAGAAACUGUCAAGCACGAAUUAAUACAUACGCCAAAUGAUGUUGUCCCAGUUUCCGCAAAUGAAUUUUUUGUGACGAAUGAUCAUCGACACAAACAAAAAGGAAUAAGCAGACAUUUUGAAGCAUUUGCGCAAAGACCAUGGAGCAAUGUAGUUUUUCAUUCGUCUGCUUCAAAUAUUACUCGUAUCGCUGCGGAUGGAAUCGCAACCGCGAAUGGAAUUUCGGCGAGUUGGGAUAAAUCAUUAAUUUACGUUAGCUCUGCAGCUCGUGGUGAAGUGAUCGUAUAUGAACGGCGACAAGAUAAUCGACUAAUCGAAUCAGAAAGAAUACGAUUAGGUUAUCCAUUAGACAAUAUAUCAAUUGAUGAAUUGACUGGAGAAAUUUAUAUCGCUGGAUUCCCAAAAGUUUUGCGCAAUUUUGUAUAUUUUGAGGAUCCAAGUGGAAAAAGUCCAAAACCACCAAGCAUAGUACUGAAAAUCUCGAAUAACACUGAUCCAGAUCAAUACUUUGGCAAAAAGUACAAAGUGACCAAUGUUUUGGAAGCCGAUGGCGAACUCUUUCAUUCAAUCACCAUUCCUGCUGUUGAUCAUGAGAGAAAUACUUUGUUGUUGGGUUCCAUAUUUAUAGAAACUUUAAGAUGUGAUUUAAAGUGA
This is a messenger RNA of Ambispora gerdemannii, 1161 nucleotides long. Lineage: Eukaryota; Fungi; Glomeromycota; Glomeromycetes; Archaeosporales; Ambisporaceae. The record is from the annotation of a GenBank genome assembly.